UUUCCCUCAUGGCUCUUUCUUUCAUUCUUGAAAGGCGCAGGCGUGUGAGCGAGCAUCAAGCGUGGUUUCGACGUGCUCCAAACGGAGCCUAAAUUGUUUCUAUUUGUUUUCUAAGUUCAAAUUUCACGCUAGCCAUGGCCGCCGUUGAUGAAGUUGGUGUGUGCGCGCUUGUGUUCGAGUUUCUCUCUAAAAAGGACAAAUCAUUAGCGCAUUUGUUUCAACAGAAGACAAAAGCGGUAAGCCUUCCCAAAGGAUCACCCACAAUUUUUGAUGUGGUGAACUAUUAUCAAAGCACAUCACCCAAGAAGAUUGUUGUGAAGGGCCAAGCCAAAAAAGAUUCCAGUUCCGAUUCCAGUUCAGAAUCUGAAGAUGAAGCGCCCAAAAAAGUAAAUGGAAUUGCUAAACCAGUUCAGAAGCCAGUGAACGGCAAGGCAGCGGCAGAGUCUUCAAGUGAUGACAGCAGUGAUUCUGAUGAGCCUGCAGUGAAGAAACCUGUUGCUGCUGCCAAACCAGCAGCUAAGCCUGCCCCCCAGAAGAAACAGGAAUCCAGUGACGAUAGUGAUAGUGACAGCUCUGAUAAUGAUGAACCUGCCAAGAAGCCAGCUACCCCUGCCAAGCCUACCCCGGCUAAAGCCACUCCAGCCAAAGCCACCCCAGCCAAAGCCGCUACAGCUAAGGCUGCUCCCAAGAAACAAGAAAGCAGCAGUGAUUCUGACGACUCUGACUCCUCUGAGGAAGAUGUCCCCAAAGUUGCCACCAAAGCUGCUGCUGCUGCUGCUCCAGCAAAGCCAGUCGCUGCCAAGAAGGCUGAAUCUAGCUCUUCAGAUGAUUCCUCUGAUUCAGAUGAGGAGCCUCCCAAGGGAAAGCAGGCCAAGCCUGCUCCUCCCAAGGCAGCUGCACAGGAGGAGUCUUCUUCAGAUGAUAGCAGUGAUGACGAUGAUGGUGCGGUUGUUGCUCCUGCUUUCAAACCGGGCCAAAAGGCUCCAGCUGUCGCCACCAAAGCCAAGCCCGCUAGCAGUAGCAGUGACUCUGACAGUGACAGCGAUAGCGAUACACCUGUUAAAACUCCAGCCAAAACACCAGCCAAACCAGUAACACCCAAACCUACUCCAGCUGCAAAGAAACCUCAGGAUUCGUCUGAUGAUUCUGAUUCCUCCGACAGCAGUGAAGAAGAGACUCCUCCCAAGAAGGCUGCACCUGCUAAAGCUGUGACCCCCAAGGCUGCCCCUAAGAAGGAUGAUAGUUCGUCAGAUGACUCAUCGAGUGAUGAUGAAACCCCAGCUCCUAAACCAGGGACACCUGCUGCCAAAGCUGGUGAUAAGAGGAAGCGCAAGGAAUCAUCCUCAUCAGAAGAAGAUGGUGAUGAUGAUGCUGCCCCUGCCCCAGCUAAAAAGCAGCCCUACUCCAACUUCGUCAAAGCUACCAGUAAUGGGAUGAGGAGAAUGGGGAAGAAAAGGACGCCAGUUGGACUGAGGACCGCCGGGGGUCGUUCGGUGGCGAUCGUGGGAGAGGGGGAAGGGGUCGUGGCUUCGACAGGGGUGGGCGGGGUGGCCGCGGAGGGUUCGGCAGCCGCGGCGGUGGAGGCGGAGGGUUCCGAGGCAACCGUGAUGGUGGGGACCGGGGCGGUUUCCGAGGGGGAUUCAGAGGCAACAACCGCGGGGGCGGCGACCGAGGUGGCUUCAGGAGAAGUUUUGGAGACAGUGAGGAAGGUGGUCGCGGGGGUUUCGGAAGGGGGCGGGGGGGUCGUGGCGGGUUCGGGGGUGGCGACCGUAGAAGUAGUGGCGGAUUCCAGAAGUCCUUUGGGGGUGCCAGUGGUGGCGGUGGGAGUAACAAAAAGAUCACUUUUGACGAUUGAGAGGUGCUCGAGGUUCCUGGGGUGAGAGGGCGAACCAAGAUUUGAGGUUUACUAAGGGAAAGUCCUUCCGUCAUGAGAAGACAAAGAAGAAACGUGGAACCUACCGUGGUGGUCAGAUUGAUGUGACUGUGAACUCUAUUCGUUUUGACUGAGACCGUUGUUACAGUGAUGCCUGUUGACACAUUAUCUGUAUCCUGGUAGGCAGGUUUACAAAUUAAUUAUUUGUUAUGUGUUGUCCAAUAUUGGACAUAAGUGUUACCUAUUUUGUAUCGUUUUAGGAUUAUAUUAAGGGGUGUUUCAAGAAGUGACGCCUGUUUUGCUAGUUAUAACUAAAAAGUUUUACUUUUUAAACGCUUCGGCUUUAUGAUGUACCUUGUAAGAUUAUUAUACUUGUAAAUAUGUCUUGUGUGAAUGAUUAGUAUUACUUGACUACAAGUUUGUCAGGUGUGUUGAAGCCUGGUGAAAAGAAAUUAUUGCACUAGUUUUCUCAAGCUAGAUAUGUGAUCACAUUCAAUAAACUGUCUGAUCUGGCAUAUUUUUUAUUCAA
This is a messenger RNA of Thrips palmi, 2402 nucleotides long. RefSeq names its product nucleolar protein dao-5-like. The transcript is spliced from 11 exons. NCBI's taxonomy places the organism in Eukaryota, Metazoa, Arthropoda, Insecta, Thysanoptera, Thripidae. The record is from RefSeq and is a predicted model, not a curated record. Bases 135 to 1880 code for a protein of 581 amino acids. Gene Ontology annotation, cellular component: nucleolus; nucleoplasm.